AUGACAUUUAGUAUUGGCAGACUUGUUCAUUUUGCUGCUGAUGCAGUACUUGUUUCCGCAGUGUUAGCAGGUAUCAAAAGGUCUACUGGAUUAACACUUGCCACACACCGAAUUGAGAACGCAGAAGUUCGAAGUGUUGUAAACAAAUUUCUUGGUGUUGGCGAAUGGGUUGUGGAUCAAAGCAUUUUAUAUAUGAGCUCUUCACCUUACUUUGAAAGAAAGCGAUGA
This is a messenger RNA of Racocetra persica, 228 nucleotides long. The record is from the annotation of a GenBank genome assembly. Lineage: Eukaryota; Fungi; Glomeromycota; Glomeromycetes; Diversisporales; Gigasporaceae.